AUGCAAGACGAAGAAAAACCCAGAAGCAUCGUAGAAGUGGAAUAUAUGAACAUCACUAACGAAAACUCAUGGCCCGUGAUAUACCAGAAAAUCGGAAAGGAAAGUCUAGCACAUGGAUAUACUUGUAACGAAGCAAGAAAACCAGAAAAUAAACAUCUUAACAGAUACAGAGAUGUAAAUCCGUAUGAUCAUAGCAGAGUUAUCUUACAACGGUGUGACGGAGAUUAUAUCAAUGCCAAUUAUGUUAAGUUGGAUCGUGCAAACCGCAAAUACAUACUAACUCAGGGACCACUAAAGUUUACCGUUAAUCACUUCUGGUCAAUGGUAUUUCAUGAAAAAACUAAGGCAAUCCUCAUGUUAAACAAGCUGUUCGAAAAGAAUGAAGUAAAAUGCCACCAGUAUUGGCCAAAUCAGUUUAAUUCUGUAUGUUCUUUAAAGGAGGUGAACCUAGAAAUAACCCUUACUAGUGUAGAGAACUUUGGUUAUUACAUAGUUCGCAAAAUUUUGCUUCAUGACACAAUCACCUUAGAAUCCCGAAUGGUGCUUCACUUUCACUAUACAACAUGGCCAGAUUUUGGAGUGCCGAGUUCCCCAAAAAUGUUUUUAGACUUUUUGAAGGCAGUGAGGGCGUCUGGUGCUUUGGAACCCGAUUGUCCUGCCAUUGUACAUUGCAGCGCUGGCAUAGGACGCUCUGGAACUUUCUGUUUAGUGGAUUCGUGUCUGGCAAUUAUGGAAAGGGACGGACAGGAUACCGUCAAUAUACAGGAAAUCCUUAAAGAGCUGCGCCAAAGCCGCAUGGGGCUGAUCCAGACGCCUGAUCAACUACGCUUUUCGUAUCAGGCUAUUAUCGAGGGCUUGAAGAGACUCGCUCCAGAUUACUCGGAAGAGGAUUCGUCACAUAUAUACGCUGCGGUGCCUGAAGAAGCAGAGGAAGCGGGUGGGAGUGAAAUAACACCACCCCCACCGCCACCCAGGGGAGAGAGCUUAGGCAGAAGUGAUGCUGUUGAGUUCAGACCCCUGCCUCCGAUACCCACUAGCACCUCACUUGAUCUUCCUCAUUUCUCUUUGGAUUCGUCCAGCUCAGAAGAGUCUCUACCCUCACCACCGUGUGAAGCCGCGUCGGACGAUUCAGACGAUAACACAAGCAGUCCUGCUGUUGUGCGUAAACGCCGCAAUGUCGUGCUCUAUAAACGAAUCACCGAAAUGAGAAAGCGCGCAAGCGCGUCUGAGGAGUUGCGCGAAACCAAGAGAAGGAAACUUCGUUACGCCGUUCAAUCUGAAACUAUUGACAUCGUCCGUUUCAUCAACGAAGAUUGGGAAACCCCGAGUAGCGAAGAGUCGGAUGAUAACGAGUCGGAUGAUAACGAGUCGGAUGAUAACGAGUCGGAUGAUGACGAGUCGGAUGAUGACGAGUCGGAUGAUGAAGACUGA
Leptosia nina is the source of this 1431-nucleotide messenger RNA. Lineage: Eukaryota; Metazoa; Arthropoda; Insecta; Lepidoptera; Pieridae. The record is from the annotation of a GenBank genome assembly.